Brassica rapa (field mustard) is the source of this 2798-nucleotide messenger RNA. Its product is annotated as F-box protein At5g39450-like. Lineage: Eukaryota; Viridiplantae; Streptophyta; Magnoliopsida; Brassicales; Brassicaceae. The record is from RefSeq and is a predicted model, not a curated record. Gene Ontology annotation, molecular function: protein binding.
AAUAUGUGAAUGUUUUCUUUUAAAAUUUCUGCACAAUAAUAAACAUAUAUAUUUUAAUUAAAUUUUUCAUCAUAUAUAUAUAUAUAAUUUGGUGUUUGAUUUAUUUUUUUGAAAACAUAAAUAAUAAGUUUUCAUGCUGGUUUAGUGGUUUUUCAUUACGAAGAAAACUAUGUCCGGGUCACAUUGGUUGUUGGCGCGGAUCAUUGUUUUUUUAAGGUGUAACCGGACCGGAUAGUGUCGAGGACACGGAUAGACCGGUCCAAUCGGAUGGUCGGUCCGUUUCAAUAGAAUAGACUUCACGAUGAAGUUCUGCUUUUUCCUUUGUGAUUCUGUACUUGAAAGAAUAUCUCUUCUUUACUUUUGAUGUGUGAUCUGAAAGUUAGAUUCUUUUGUGUUUCGAUCUUAAAACUCCGGCAAAGCCCAUUUCGAGUUUACGAACAGAUUUGAUCCCCUGAGUGUUAUAAUAUCAUGACGAUCAGAGAGUUACGGUCGGAAGAAUCAGUUGGUGGUACUUGUCUGCUUCUCUCGCUUCCAGAAGAUGUGUUUGCUGCUACCUCUCGUUUUCUAUCUCCAAGCGACAUUUGCAACCUAAGCUUAUGCUGCAAAAGCCUCUGCGACCUUGUGGAUUAUUCAGAGAAGAUAUGGUUUGUGCAAUGUGAGCUCGUAAAGGCUCUUCCUUUAUCCGAAAUAGUCCGGUGGCGAAGAAUCGGGAUCUCUUCUUACAAGGCUCUCUGUCGGUUUCUUGUGGAGGUAGUGAGCCCUCUUGUUGGGGUUUGGGUUCACCAAGAACCUGAGCUUGGGAAUGUUGUCUACGUGAUGCCUGGUUUCUUGUCUGUUGUUGGUUGUCGGAUCAUCCCACAAAAGGUUGGUCCUUUGGGGAUUCAGGAAGGGAGGGUUAUGUGGUCACCGGUGUUUGAGAUCAUCUGUGAUCACGAUGAUGGCUCCACCAAGUUCUUCCUCCAUGGAAGAGGCAGAGAAGGAAGUUGCGUGUACCCUGGUUCUGUUACAGGCAUCAUCGACAAGACUUGCAAUGUGCUCUCACUCGAGGUUGAGCCGAGUCAAGAGAAGAAGAGUGGGGUUCCAUUUCAGAAGCUUGAUGAUAGCGAUAGAAGAAACUUAAUUGAACUAGUGACAAGCCAUGUAGGUGUACAUGUAUCUGAACCAUUGAGUGGGAAGUUGUUUCCCACAAGGAGAGAAGAUGAAGGGAUGUUGUUGGAACGUAGAACCAUGCUCCUUAAAAUGCACAAGUUUGGUAAGAACCAUGCUCCUACGCAGGUAGACAUAAACGAGAUGGGUGCUUCCCCAUGUGUGAAUCGCCGGAGAUUUCUUAGCGCUGGUGACACAUUUGGUCUUAGUCUCAAAGCUUCCUACACUGAGAUGUCUUCUUACAAAGGGUGGCCAAGAAUGGAUCUCAACCGCUUUUGCCUGCACAAACUACCAAUCAAGAGUCUUGGAGAGGACCAAGAGUAUGCUGGUUUGUGGGGAGGAACGUUUGGGUGGCCACCUGGGAGAUGUAAUGAAGAUAAAACCGGACAUGCUUUUUAUCUACUGAUGCUCUCUUACGAAGAAUCUAGAAAGAACAAUGGGAAACGUCUUGUUGGGACGAAAAUACUCGAAGGCAAUGACUUUGUGCAGCAUCCCAAUGGAACACCAAUGUUUGUAUGGAAACGUCUUACAAAAACGUGUUUACCAAGUCAGUAUGAGUCUGUUCCUCUUCCUCCGUGGCAAUCUUGGAAAAUGGAACACGCUGCAGCAGAUAUUCAAAGCUCUCUCCCAUAUCUUGUCUUGUUUUUGAGAUAUAAACUCAUUGUUGAAUGUCUUGUGACAUCAUUUGCCGCUUUACAUUUACACUCGCAGGAAAAGAUAUCUCAAAUGUUUCUGAGAUUUCACUUACUUUAUAUAUUUUAAACAAUACGUUAACAAUACUUGAAUUUGUGUAAUUUUCUCUUUAGUUCAUUCAACAAUACAAUGUUUUAUACUACCUCCUUUCCUUUUAAUUGUUGUUGUAGAAUAAAAGUUUCCUUGUGUCGUUUUAGAAUUUCAAUGCAAAAUUUAUUAACUUUAUAUGUUAUAUGUUUUUUUCAUAUCCUCUAGUUUUUUUUUUGUAUUGACUGAAAUGUGGUCAAAUGUAUAAAUAAUGAUGUUUUAUUUUAAAAAUAUACAAAAUUAAAUAGGCACAAAUCUACAACAAUAGGAAAAAUCUAAACAAGACACUUUGGUGGCACGCAUCCCCCACGAGCAAUUGUCACUAACACACCGCAAUACAAAUCUUGACUUGUUAGAACACACAGCCUUGUACUCAACUUCCCCUCUAAGGACUAUUUCUUCAUCCUCGACAUUAAUUCUUCGUUGCUCUUAAAAUAGCUUUUCACCUUAAUAGCUAUUAUGGUUGGUGGAAGUCCAAUAUGGACAGGACUUAAAUCUGGAAUAAGAUUAAGAGGGAUUGCAGAGACACCUUGAAAAGGAAAUGUCUGCAAAAUUUAAGUUGUUUAUGAAGGAUUAGUACAUGGUUAAGAAGGCUAUCAUGAAUAUUAUAAGAAAGAAUAUAAAAUCAUACAAACACAAAAAAAAAAAGAGAUUUGAAUCAAUGUUUCUGUUAUCAACAUUAAACUCUCACUGGAAAGAUUCUUUUGAGCUCCAUUGUCCACAAACACAAAAAAACUUCAGUCAUAGUUCGAAAAUCUGUUAAAAAAAUCACAAGAAAAUCUCAAAAAGACCAACCACAAAGACAUUAAAGUAAAUUUUUGAGUGUAGAAGGUGAAGAUGGCGAGAAUACAAUCUUAAGUUUCAAAAAAAAA